AUGGAUUCCGUGGAUUUGUCUUCUGGCUGGUCCUUUAGGGACCGGGAUGCUGAUGAAUGGCUGCCUGUGCCUGCUAUUCCAUCUGUGGUGCAACAGGACCUGAUUGCUAAUAAAAAGCUUGAUGACCCUUACAUUGGAUUCAAGGAGUUGGAUGCUCGCUGGGUCAACGAGAAGUCCUGGGUCUAUCGCAAUGUAUUCUCGAGGCCAGUUGCCCCAGCUGGGUCUGCAAUGGUGCUCGUAUUCGACGGACUAGACACAUUUGCCAAGGUCAAACUAGAUGGCAAGGUCAUUCUCGAAAGCGAGAACAUGUUUCUGGGCCACCGGGUUGAUGUGACCAAGACAUUGGACGCAGACGGCGAACAUACACUCGAAAUCGAGUUCGACUGUGCCCUUCUCAAAGCCCGGGAGCUGCGAGCACAAGACACCAAGCACCGAUGGGUCGGUUUCAACGGAGAUCCAGCUCGCAUGGCAGUGCGGAAAGCUCAGUAUCACUGGGGCUGGGACUGGGGUCCAGUGCUGAUGACCGCGGGCAUCUGGCGCGCUGUCCGCUUCGAGGUAUACAACGCCCGUAUUGUUAGCUUGUGGCCUCAGGUCCAGCUGGCCACGGAUCAUCAAACAGCCGAGGUUACUGCCGUUGUUGAAGUAGAGAGCAUUAUAGACGGGGAGUAUAAAGUCCAGUUGAAAUUGGGGCUGUAUGGCAACGAGAUCGCAAGCCAGGACAUUCCCGUGUGUGGGAAUACAGCUCAAGUCACUUUCCGAGUCAAUCGGCCAGCUCUGUGGUGGCCUCAUGGGUAUGGUGAACAGACUUUGUACGACGUAUCGGCGGUGCUACUUCGCAAUGGGGAAAAGGUCGACUCUUCAACCAAGAUGUUUGGUAUCCGAACUGCUGAGGUUGUCCAACAACCUGACAAGCAUGGAAAGUCUUUCUUCUUCCGCAUCAAUGGAAUGGACAUCUUCUGUGGUGGUUCAUGCUGGAUUCCGGCCGACAGUCUUUUGCCGGCCGUCAGUGCUGAGCGAUACCGAAAAUGGAUAGAGCUGAUGGUGGCUGGAAGACAAGUGAUGAUUCGUGUCUGGGGCGGUGGUAUUUAUGAAGCUGACGCCUUCUACGAAGCAUGUGACGAGCUAGGCGUGAUGGUCUGGCAGGACUUCAUGUUUGGAUGUGGAAAUUAUCCAGCAUGGCCCGAAAUGUUGGACUCAGUCCGCCAAGAGACAAUCUACAACGUGAAGCGCAUGCGCCACCACCCAUCCAUUGUGCUCUAUGCUGGUAACAAUGAGGACUAUCAAGUUCAGGAGUCAGAGGGCUUGACCUACAACUACGAGGACAAGGAUCCAGAAAGCUGGUUGAAGACAGAUUUCCCAGCACGAUAUAUUUAUGAAAAGCUCCUCCCAGAGGUGGUGGCUGAACAUUCACCCAGCACAUUCUACCACCCUGGAAGUCCAUGGGGAGAUGGCAAGAUCUCGUCGGAUAAGACGGUUGGUGAUAUGCAUCAGUGGAAUGUGUGGCACGGAACGCAAGAGAAAUAUCAAAUCUUCGAUACCCUCGGCGGUCGAUUCAACAGCGAGUUUGGCAUGGAGGCAUUCCCGCAUGUCUCCACAAUCGACUAUUUUGUCGAGAAAGAAGAGGACAGGUUCCCUCAAUCUCAUGUCAUCGAUUUCCACAAUAAGGCUGAUGGUCAUGAACGAAGACUGGCGACGUACCUCGUAGAAAAUCUGCGAACUGCCACAGACCUCGAGACCUACACCUACCUCACGCAAGUCGUGCAAGCCGAGACAAUGAUGUUUGGCUACCGAGGCUGGCGCCGCCAAUGGGGCGAUGAGCGCCACUGUGGUGGUGCCCUCCUCUGGCAACUAAAUGACUGCUGGCCAACCAUCUCCUGGGCAAUCGUGGACUACUUCCUCAAGCCCAAGCCAGCCUACUACGCUGUGAAGCGGGUCCUGAACCCAAUCGCCGUUGGAGUGCGCCGAGAACACCACGACUGGAGCGUCGCACAUGCCCAACCACCAAAGACGAGCAAGUACGAGCUCUGGAUUGCCAGCAACAAAGCUGAGACCGUUCAUGGAAGCAUUGAAUUGCGCUUCCUAUCUGUCAACACAGGCCGUGAUAUCCGAGCGCCGAUUGUACACGAGAACAUCACGAUCACGGCCAAUGGAACGACUGAUAUCAUCACGGAUGGUGUAAUUGACCACAUCGCCGAGCCAGAGCCACAUGUCCUCGCAGCACGAUUGUGGGUAAAUAACCAGAUCGUGGCACGAGAUGUGGAUUGGCCACAGCCAUUCAAAUAUCUCAAUUUGACUGGACGACAGCUGGAGAUUCAGAAACAAGAAGGAGAAGCCGGUGAGACAGUGUUGCUUAUCAAUGCCCGCAAGCCGGUUAAAUGUCUUGUCUUUGAAGAACAGGAGGGUGUUAUCCUCGAGGACAAUGCAAUUGACAUUGUUCCUGGUGAUGAGCAGACUGUCAAAGUGACUGGUCUUGGUAAGAGCAGCCUGAGGUAUCGGUAUUUGGGGCAGGAAUCUUGUGAGGUUGUGGCUUGA
Molecule: messenger RNA, 2532 nt
Organism: Penicillium antarcticum
Lineage: Eukaryota; Fungi; Ascomycota; Eurotiomycetes; Eurotiales; Aspergillaceae
Product: beta-mannosidase
Exons: 5
Coding region: 1-2532 (843 amino acids)
Biological process (GO): glycoprotein catabolic process; carbohydrate metabolic process
Molecular function (GO): beta-mannosidase activity
Source: RefSeq, a predicted model, not a curated record